Acyrthosiphon pisum (pea aphid) is the source of this 1059-nucleotide messenger RNA. RefSeq lists its product as uncharacterized. NCBI's taxonomy places the organism in Eukaryota, Metazoa, Arthropoda, Insecta, Hemiptera, Aphididae. The transcript is spliced from 3 exons. Bases 357 to 1058 code for a protein of 233 amino acids. The record is from RefSeq and is a predicted model, not a curated record.
UUUUAAAAUCAUUUUUAAAAACAUGGCUGGUUCAAUCACCGACAACGCUACCUUAUACAACAAGAAGACAUUCACGUAUGUACCACCAUCACCUCCGGCUGAACUUAUCGAGUCUACAUCCUACAUGUUGGACUUUACAGCUAGAAAAUUUAUAAUUGUCGGUAUCGAUCCAACAGAAUAACUUCAAACAGUUGUUCUUUUAUUAACAUCGUCACGUUAUGUGAAAAUUAGUACAGAUUUUCUAAGACGGAUAUUCUCACUUAUGGGUAACGUACCUACUAUCUUUUAUAUUAGACACGCCGCAAAACUACAAGCGAACCAUAUUUCUCGAGACCGAUUCUUAUAAAAUAUCGAGUAUGGUGUAUAGCGGUUCAAACGUUCUAGUAAUUGAAUCUAAGACUGAAGACGGGUGUAGAGUUUUAUUAAAUCGUAUUGAUUUAAUAAAACUCCAGGAAUUGGAAUGUUGUAUUACUGGUAGUAUUAAUGAAAAAGAAGCGAACAUAAAACCUGUAGUUAUUAGGCAAAUUAGUGAUUAUUACGAGUAUUUGAGGGAAAAAUGCUUGCAAUCGGACUCACCACCCAACAAUUUGAGGGAAAUGGAAAUUUUCAUUCGGAACGUUGAAGUCAGACGGGGUAUGGACACACCUAACCUCAGUCAAAUUAAAAUGUUUGCGACUACACAAUUGGCCGAACUUUGUAUGGCUCAUCGGAAAGUAAAAAACUCAGAAGUGGUAUAUGAUAAGAAUUUCAAAUCGCUGUCAGCUAUGUCACCAAGCUGUUCCGAGGUAAACGCUAUCUUCUCCAAGCAUGACGAUUCAAGUGAUGGAUUUAAUCAACCGGGCGAUGAUGAUAAUUUAGUUAAGUUACAGUACGGGUAUUCACCGAUAUCACCAAACUAUUCUCUAGGUAACAGUAUAUCAAGUAAACAGGAAGUUGCCGCUACAUAUAUUCUAGCUAAGGUAAUUUAUAUACCUAAUAUUUUUCUUCAAAUAAAAACAAUAUUGAUUUAUAUAGUAGAGCCAUAUAUUAUUCAUAAUAUAAACAACGUACUAGUCUAAC